UGGAGAUAACACCUUGAGUGAGAAAAGGGCUGGCAAGUGAAUGAAAGUGCUUGAAACACAGGAAGAAAGCAUCGCAAAGCAACAUCCAGGAAUUGAGGCUUAGAUGUUUCGUUGGACUAGAAAAAUAUCUAGGUCGGGAUGAGCUCCAGCCAAGGCCUCUACCACUUUUCUUCUGGAUCUCUCAGAGGUGCUACAGGAUGUGGUUUCUCCCAUCUCGGAGGAUCCUACAGAGCAUCCAGCUUGCAGCACAUCCCUAUGGCCUGUGGAAGACCCAUCUGGCUAACCUCUGAUGCAGGGGUAGGUUGGGAAGGCUUUAGCGGGAGCCAGGGGAACCUCUUCAUGGGAAGGAAUGAGAAGCAGACCAUGCAGGAACUGAACGACCGCCUGGCCGUCUAUCUGGACAAGGUGCGUUCUCUGGAGGAGGCCAACACUCAGCUGGAGGGCUGUAUCCGAGAGUGGCACAAGAAGAGGUCUCGUGGCAACCAGCAUGACUUCAAGGAAUAUGAGCAAAACAUUUUAGACAUGCAUGAGCGGAUUGAGACUGGACGGGUUACCAAUGCUGGCAUCGUUCUACAAAUUGAUAAUGCUAAAAUGGCAACUGAAGACUUCAGGCUCAAAUUCGAGGCUGAGAUGGCCCUUCGGCAAAGUGUGCAGACUGAUGUGGAGAACAUUCGUAAGGAACUUGACAACAUGACAAUCAUCAUAACAGACCUGGAAAUGGAGAUUGAAGCUCUGCGAGAAAACCACAUACUCAAGAAAAAGGAACAUGAGGAGGAUAUGGAAGCACAUCGCCCUUCUAGGGACUUCCAGGUGAAUGUGAAGGUGAACACAACCCCACAAGAAGAUUUGCCCAAGAUUCUAGCAGGGAUACGGGAGGAUUACGAAACAAUUAUUGAAAAGAACCGCCAAGACCUUGAUGCCUGGUUCCAAAAACAGGUUGCAAGCAAAACUCUGAAAGCAAGCCCCAGCCAUGAAGAACUGCAAAGCAGUCAGAAAGAAACCAGUGAACUUAACCGCACACUACAAACCCUGGAAAUUGAUUUACAGACUCAGCUGAACAAGAAAUUUGCCCUAGAGAACACCCUAGAUGAUACCAAGUCUUAUUAUGCCUUCCAAAUUCAAAGCAUCCAACACUUAAUCUCCAAAUGUGAAGAAGAGCUCAGCGAGUUUCGCCAUGACAUCAAGUGUCAAAAUAACCAAUACAAAGUCCUCCUUGGAAUAAAAACCCGCCUGGAAAAGGAAAUUUCAACUUAUCGCCAGCUUCUGGAAGGAAAGGCUGAUGGGAUGACCACCUCCAAUUCAAGCUUUAGAGAAUAUGGUGGAUCAGCCAACCAAAGUCUAAAGAAAAUUGUGCAAGAGAGUGUGGAUGGGCAAGUAGUCUCCACACAGACUGCUGAGAUCAAGCGGCACACAUAACUUCACUGGUUCAAAUAAAAGAAGCUGUUCUAGACAGAAAAAAACCCUGGAAGUCAGACUAUCUAAUUAAAAGAAUUCAGUUCCUUGUUGGUAACAUAUGUAAACACACCUGUUUGGGGGCCUUGAAUCUACUCUCUUCAUUCUAUCAUUUGCAUGUUGCUGCAACCCAAACUGAUUGUAAUUUAAUUUAACAUGAAUUUACCAUCUUCUCUUGGCUCCUGCUUCUUUAACUAGAAGACAAAUAAACAUGUCAUUAAGUUAUAAUUGUUCCUAAUAACUGGAGUUUAAGCAUGACAACAAGUAAGCAAAGAAUCUUGUGGGACCUAAGAGGUCAGAAAUGCAACACAAUUAUGCAUUUAAAAAUACCAAUUUGGUCUAAAGACAAGCUGUUUUAGCAAUAACUAAUCUGCCUACUUUCCUUUCACUAUCCCUACAACUGGACUAAAUUUAGCCCAAAUCAUUUAGGAAGUUCACAAAUUAGCCCA
Hemicordylus capensis (graceful crag lizard) is the source of this 1901-nucleotide messenger RNA. RefSeq names its product keratin 23 (gene KRT23). The record is from RefSeq and is a predicted model, not a curated record. Bases 139 to 1416 code for a protein of 425 amino acids. The transcript is spliced from 9 exons. Lineage: Eukaryota; Metazoa; Chordata; Lepidosauria; Squamata; Cordylidae. Gene Ontology annotation, molecular function: structural molecule activity.